AUUGCUGCACAGACCGUUCCGAAAGCGUGUUUAGAAACCUCGAACAGCAGCGUUAGGGUCCAUUUCGGCCCUGGAUUUCGAAAACCCAUUUCCGUGUAGAGACACGUUAGUUCCUACGUAUAACUUACGAAGGUGUGUGAAGUUUCCGAGAUUCUGGGUCAAAAGAAAAAAAAAAACAUAAUAUUAAAUAAACAACAUAAGAAUUGAAGGAAAAUCAUCGAUGACUGCCCGGAGUCUCCUUGGCAUUGACAAGGAGAGGUCCCCAGUCAAUUUUCAACUUACCCUACACACAUGUGUAAUGUGCCCCUAAUCAUCUGAAAUCGACGUCUAUCUCUAAAGUGCAGCCCAUAGACGAUUCAGGACUGUGUGGAUACUUACUCGUCUAUGGUCGAACUCUUUAUUUAAUGAAAUCAAUGAGUCUAGUGGAAACCAGUGUGUGUGCUCGCCCUGUCGGAUGGCCUCCGGAUCGAAAAACGGCGAUGACGGAACAGCAGGCGGUGGCGGUCUGGUGAACGUGAACGCUCUAGGAACGAUGCAGACCAAUUCGGACAGCACCCUGGACAUGACGAUGACGUCGAGCACGGUACUGGCCACGCCGGGUCUGAACAACGCCGCGUGGAACCGGCAGCAGGCGGUCAGCGUCAGGCACGCAUUCAAGACUUACGGCAGCAGCAAGAACCCGAAUCAUGUUAUACAAAAUCUGAGCAUGACCGUGGCGAAGGGGUCCAUUUACGGACUGCUAGGCGCCAGCGGAUGCGGCAAAACCACUCUUCUCUCGUGCAUCGUCGGUCGAAGACGAUUGAACUCCGGCGAGAUUUGGGUGCUGGGUGGCAAACCAGGCACGAAAGGGUCCGGUGUUCCCGGUAAAAGGGUCGGUUACAUGCCCCAGGAGAUCGCCCUUUACGGAGAGUUCACGAUUCGAGAGACAAUGAUGUACUUCGGAUGGAUAUUCGGGAUGUGCACCGCCGAGAUCGUGGACAGAUUGCGAUUUCUGCUCCAAUUCCUGGAUCUGCCCUCACAGAAUCGACUGGUGAAGAAUCUCAGCGGUGGUCAACAGCGACGCGUGUCCUUCGCUGUUGCCCUGAUGCAUGAUCCAGAGCUGUUGAUCCUCGACGAGCCGACUGUUGGUGUCGAUCCGUUGCUGCGACAAAGCAUCUGGAACCAUUUGGUCCAAAUCACCAAAGAUGGCAACAAAACCGUCAUAAUCACCACUCACUACAUCGAGGAAGCCCGACAGGCGCACACGAUCGGGUUGAUGAGGAGUGGACGUUUAUUGGCGGAGGAGUCUCCCAGGGCCCUUCUUCAGAUGUACAACUGUGCGUCCCUGGAAGAAGUUUUCCUGAAAUUAUCCAGGAAACAGGGACAAUACGCUCAGCCGCCGGCAGAAUUGAACAUUUCUAAUAACAUUAGUUUGGCUUCUCUGAAUUGGGGCAAGAAGAACGAACCAGUGUACGUAACGGAGGAAUCAGGAGUCGUGGGCCUGAACUUCCAUCAGAGCAAGGAGGUUCUCAUUCACGAUUCGACGAACGGCGUUGGAAACCACUAUGAUCUGAACGGAAAACCGCUAACAGGCAGCAAGAACUCGACGUUGGAGUGCGACGACUGCGGAAACUUCACGGACUGCUAUAAGCUAACGAGUACAGGAAAAAUGAGGGCGCUCUUGCAGAAGAACUUCCUCCGUAUGUGGAGGAACGUCGGAGUAAUGUUGUUCAUCUUCGCCCUGCCAGUGAUGCAAGUGAUCCUCUUCUGUCUGGCGAUCGGUAGGGAUCCAACGGGGCUAAAAUUGGCGAUAGUAAAUCACGAGAUGUUCUACGAGAAUAUGUCCUGUCCGGUGUCGGAGAACUGUGAGUUCACCCACCUAAGUUGUCGGUACCUGAACUUCUUGGACAACGAGACGAUGAUCAAGGAGUAUUAUCGAGAUCCCGACUCAGCGACGGACGCCGUGCAUCGGGGGGAUGCCUGGGGGAUGUUGUACUUUACCGAGAACUUCACAGACGCCCUCGUCGCCAGAAUGGCCCUGGGGAGGGAGGCAGACGACGAGACUUUAGACCAGAGCGAGAUCAGGGUCAGGCUCGACAUGUCCAAUCAGCAGAUAGGACUGAUGCUAGCGAGGAACCUCCAAUAUUCCUACAGAGACUUUGCGAAAAAUCUUUUGUCGGCGUGCGAUCAGAAUACCAAAUUGGCGGACGUGCCGAUCCAGUUCAACGAUCCGAUAUACGGCACGAACGAGCCCAGUUUCACCGACUUUGUGGCGCCUGGAGUGAUUUUGACCAUUGUCUUCUUUCUCGCGGUGGCUCUCACAUCGUCAGUCCUGAUCAUCGAGAGGAUGGAGGGUCUGCUGGAUAGAAGCUGGGUCGCUGGCGUAACGCCUGGAGAGAUUCUCUUUUCCCACGUGAUCACCCAGUUUGUGGUGAUGUGCGGUCAAACCGCCCUUGUCCUGAUCUUCAUGAUUCUAGUGUUCGGUGUCGAGUGCAAAGGAGACAUCGGCUGGGUAAUCGUGCUCACGAUACUUCAAGGCCUCUGCGGCAUGUGCUUCGGUUUCGUGAUUUCAGCGAUCUGCGAACUUGAACGGAAUGCGAUCCAGCUGGCUCUGGGCAGUUUUUAUCCUACGCUUCUAUUGAGCGGCGUGAUUUGGCCCGUAGAAGGUAUGCCAACGUUCCUACGGUACAUAUCCCAGGGUCUGCCGUUAACAAUGGCGACAACGUCGUUGCGUUCGAUGCUGACCAGGGGCUGGAGCAUCUCGGAGCCGGACGUCUACAACGGUUUCAUCUCGACCAUCAUCUGGAUCGUGUUGUUCCUCACGAUAAGCAUAAUGGUGCUCAAGUUCAAGCGUGGAUAAUUCAAUCAUCCUAUUGGGAAUCUAUCAGUAGCCGCGCAGACGGGAACGAAAGAGAGAAAGAAAGCUAAAAAAGGGGCACACUUAUUGGGCUCGUCGUCGAACUUGAGUCGUUGAACACACGAGCUUGGAAAAUUCUAGAAGCGAAAAGGGGUGUCGUUUCCGUGGCUUCCUCGGCGACGAUCUCGUUUAGAUCAUCUGUGCGUGGACCUCCGAACCAUGUGAUGAUGAUGAUGAUGACGAUGCAUCAUUGUGCGGUUGAUCGUGUGCUCUUUAACUUGUGAACGUUUUACUUGAACGAAUGAAUGUAGUCGUGUGAACAAAGUAUGCGUCUGGGUGUUCCUCGGGGACUGAACUCUUUCUUCUCUUUACUUCCGUUUUUCUUCUUCUUCUUCUUCUUCUUCUUCUUCUUCUUCUUCUUC
Molecule: messenger RNA, 3258 nt
Organism: Dufourea novaeangliae
Lineage: Eukaryota; Metazoa; Arthropoda; Insecta; Hymenoptera; Halictidae
Gene: snu
Product: ABC transporter G family member 23
Exons: 14
Coding region: 455-2839 (794 amino acids)
Cellular component (GO): membrane
Molecular function (GO): ABC-type transporter activity; ATP binding; ATP hydrolysis activity
Source: RefSeq, a predicted model, not a curated record